Salarias fasciatus (jewelled blenny) is the source of this 1786-nucleotide messenger RNA. RefSeq names its product involucrin-like. NCBI's taxonomy places the organism in Eukaryota, Metazoa, Chordata, Actinopteri, Blenniiformes, Blenniidae. The record is from RefSeq and is a predicted model, not a curated record. The coding region runs from base 132 to 698 and encodes 188 amino acids. The transcript has 2 exons.
AUCAAGACGAUUCCCACCACUCUGUGAGGGACUGGAGCACCCAGAGACUAACUGCUGCUGUUGAGGAAAUAUUCACCCUGUUUCAACAAACUGUGCUUCAGUACGAGGAGGAGAUCGGUCAUCAACGCAAAAUGCUGCAAAUCAACUGGAAUCCUCAGAUCAAGUUACACAGAACAGAGCUCCAACAGGAUCAUGACUGCAGAGAGGAGCAGCUCUUUAAACAGGAAGCACACUGCUGUCUAGAACAGGACGACCCAGAACCUCCACACAUCGGAGAAAAAGAAGAAGAACCACAACCUCCACAGAUCAAAGAAGAAGAAGAACCUUCACAGAUCAGAGAAGAAGAACCAGAAAUUCAUCAGGAGCAGGAGGAAACAAAAUCCUCACAGAUCGAGGAACACGAGGAACUCAGCACCAGCCAGAAGGGAGAACAAUGUAUUCUGAAGUUUGAAAGUGAAACCUUGAAGGUUCCUUCUGUUGAGGAUCACAGUGACCUGAGUGAACCAGGCGUUCCAGAGACUGAGUGGUUCCUCUCUCAGGACUCUGAAGUCCACCAUGAGAAAAGACACAUGGACUCAGAAUCAGCUCCAAAUGUAAAGCUGAAAAAGCUCAAGGUGUUUCGUAGAAACAAUAUGAACAUCAUUCAUGUUUCAGAGAAGCAGGCUCAAUGUGAAAAGCUUCUUUGUGAAGAAACGUGAGAAAACUGACCAUAAAGAAUAUCAGUUAAAGGUCACUGAUGAGAAGAUACUUAAUGCAACAUGUGGCAAAAAUUUUAGGCAACCGGUCCGCAAGAGAACUCACACAGGCGAGAGUCCUCAUUCUUGUGGAACAUGUGGCAAAAGUUUCAGUUUUCAAAGUUCUUUGUUGCGACAUGUGACAGUUCACACAGGGGAGAAACCUCAUUCUUGUGGACUAUGUGGCAAAAGUUUCAGUCGACAUAGUCAUUUGAAGCUCCACAUGACAAUUCACACAGGUGAGAAGUCUCAUUCUUGUGAAAUGUGGGAAAAGUUUCAGUCAACAGCGUGAUAUGAAGGUUCACAUGAGAUGUCAUGCAGGGGAGAAGCCGUAUUCUUGUGAAACAUGUGGCAAAAGUUUCAGUCAACAGGCCGAUAUGAAUGUCCACAUGAGAAUUCACACCGGUGAGAAGCCUCAUUCUUGUGAAACAUGUGGCAAAAGUUUCAGUCGACGGAAUAAUUUGUUGGUCCACAAGAGAACUCACACAGGUGAGAAGCCGUAUUCUUGUGGAACAUGUGGCAACAGUUUCAGGCAACAGAGUAUUUUGUGGCGCCACAUAUCAAUUCACACAGAUGCGAAGCCUCAUUCUUGUGAAACGUGGCAACAGUUUCAGUCGACAGAAUGAUUUGAAAGUCCACAUGACAAUUCACACAGGUGCGAAGCUGUAUUCUUGUGAAACAUGGCAAAAGCUUCAGUCAACGGUUUGAUUUGAAGGUCCACAUGAGAAGUCACACAGGUGAGAAGCCUCAUUCUUUAGAAACGUGACCAAAAAUUCCGUCGACACAGUAGUUUGUUACGCCACGUAAAGAUUCACACAGGCGAGAAGCCUCAUUCUUGUGAAAUGUGGGAAAAGAUGGAUUUAUUGUCUUUCAUUGCUGCACCAGCGGAAUACUCACAAAUGGAUGAAAUCAUGAAAGACUAGAGAUAUUUUUCAGGAAGUCCAGAUUUAAGCCAAAAUCACCAGAAAUCAUCAAGUUUGAAGGAAACAUUACUGAUUCAGACACUGUUUAGACUGUGCUUCAGGAACAGUUCAGUUUGUGGUCUGUCACAA